Colletotrichum graminicola M1.001 is the source of this 183-nucleotide messenger RNA. RefSeq lists its product as uncharacterized. NCBI's taxonomy places the organism in Eukaryota, Fungi, Ascomycota, Sordariomycetes, Glomerellales, Glomerellaceae. The transcript has a single exon. Bases 1 to 183 code for a protein of 60 amino acids. The record is from RefSeq and is a predicted model, not a curated record.
AUGCAGAUCGCCAGCAUUCCGAUCGCGACCAUGACCGUUCGCGAGGAUAACAACGGCCAACUCACCUUCAUCGCUUCCGAUGACAUGUGGAAGAACAUUGGCAAACGCUUCGAAAAGCAAUCUCACCACGAAAUCGCCAGCGAUCUGUCCAGAAAGAUUCUCCUCAUUAAAACCCGUGAAUAG